AUGCCAGAUAACUUUUCACAAUUUGUCUGUCCUAACAAGGCUAGCUCCUUGCACCAAGGAAUACAAACAUGCAAAGCAAUGUUACAAAAACAAGGUGUACAUUCUACUAUAAGUAUGGCAUCUGCUGGAUUCAAGUAUAUCGGUAAACAAGAUACAGUCCGUUGUGAUAUUUGUCAACUAGAAGUAUCUGGAUGGACUUUGGACAUGAAACCAUUUACUAUUCAUGCACAACGAAGCCCUAAAUGUACAUUUGUCCGCUCAAUUCUAUUCGACGCAAGAGCUCCUAAACCAGCAAUGGUGGAUCUUCUUGAAAUGAAUUCGACCUUAACAAAUGAUAAAAAGUCAUCCAAAUGUCAGAAAAUCGAAGCAACACAAGAAAAUUGCCAGCCACAUAGACUUAUCGAAAUUGAUAGACUUAAACAAAUACGAAAGCGAACAUUUUCACAUUGGCCACAUCGAGCAUCACCUUCAAGUCAACAAAUGAUCAAAGCUGGGUUUUUCAGUUGUAAUGUUGGAGAUCGUGUCAUUUGUUUGCAUUGUAAUAUUAUUUGCCAUGAAUGGACUUCAAACACUGAUGAUCCAUAUGAAGUACACAAAACACUGUCUCCUCAAUGUCCAUAUGUCAUUGCAAUGUUAAACAGUCAAACAAAAUCAUCAAAUCAUAUUCUUAAUCAAGAACUGAUCCAAGAUAACUCUAUAGGGAUGGCAAAUAACAAUAUAUAUCAGAGUAAUGAAGUUCUUUAUCCUGGUGUAUGCCAUACAAAUUAUAUUGAAAUCUCUAGACGUCGAGAUUCUUUUGAAGAAUGGCCGAAUAACAAUUCUCCAUCUGUUGAUGAUUUGGUCAAUGCUGGCUUUUUUUAUACAGGCAAUAAAGCUAUUGUAACAUGUUUUUAUUGUAAUGGUUCAUUGGAGGAUUUAAGAGCAAACGAUAAUCCAUUCACUGAACAUACUCGAUUGUUUUCACAUUGUGCAUUUGCCAAAGAGCUGUGUGGUGCAGAACUAUACCGAGAAAUUCAACAAGUCGAAGGAAGACGUGACAAUGACAACGAUGAAGUCACUUUCUCAUCUCAUAUUAGAAGUCGACUUGAUUUGCCUAUCUCAAAAAAUUUACUUGCUCGAGGUUUUCCAUUAUCGAUCAUCAAACGUUGCUAUAAAGCUCAAUUUGACUUAAAACAUGAAGAUUUUGUCAGUGAUUCUGAUCUUCUAGUGGCUUGUAUGAUUCUUCAAAAACAAAUCGAACAUAUUGACGAAGAGAUUAUCAUUCCACAUGUAAAAAUGAAUCAGAUUCGUGAACAACAGGAAAUAGGUAUUCGUAGUUCAACUAAUAUAUAA
Molecule: messenger RNA, 1332 nt
Organism: Rotaria sp. Silwood2
Lineage: Eukaryota; Metazoa; Rotifera; Eurotatoria; Philodinida; Philodinidae
Source: the annotation of a GenBank genome assembly